AUGUUGUCACGCGUGGCUCGUCAGAAAAAUGCUCUCUUCCAUUCACGGAAGGCCCAUGCCCUUCGAACAUCGAUCUCCAUGCCGACAACACGUCUCCAUUCCUACACAAGCAACCGGGCUACCAUCGUGAACCCGCCAAUUAAUGCGACCCAAACAUAUGCCCGCAGACCAUCUUUCCAAUCUAAACGUCAUCUCGCUACGGCCGCCGACCACCCCGGUUUCGAUACGCAUUCAGCAGCCCCCUCCGACUCGUUCAUGCGGAUGCCCUACGAGUCGUUCGAUGCCUCCUCCUUGGUCAUUCUUGACUCUACCCCUCAGACACAAUCCAAAGUCUUCCGCAGGAGGCACGGUGUUGGCGGCGAUGAGACAGAAAUGCGAGCAAACCUUGAUGUCUCAUUGAAAGUUGGCCACUUUGAGCGAGCUGCCCAAUUAAUCAAUCGUCUUGGCCACUACCACCCGAUUGGCUCCCAGGAGUACCUGAAUUUACACAACCGCUACUUGAAGGAAAUGGUAUCGUACAUGAUUCUCAAUCGGGCCCAAGAAAUGGUCCUCCCUCUGCAGAAAUGGUUCGAGGUGGAUAUGCCCGCCGGUGGUGUGACGCCCAAUGAGGAGACCUUUGCAAUCAUGCUCCACAUGGCCAUCCGCAUGCUUCAUGGAACGAAGCGGGAAAGGACAGUACGUCGGUAUUGGGAGCUUGCACAAAACGCAGGGCUUGAAGAGGAAAUAGUCGGCUUGGAGAUGCUGGAGGAUUCCGAUGUUGGAGAGCUGUCGCGGAUUUGCUCUUCCGACAUGCUGGACUUGGUGUCUCAAUAUAUGAUGAUGGAUGGGUCCCUGGACGGGCCUCUGGAUGAAUCCCAGCUUGAGCGCGUACCUGCUGUCGUGGAUGAUGCUCCCACGAUUCAGUCGGUCGAUCAAAAGGGAUUAGGAUUGUCAUCUCUCAAAGAUUCUUUGUCCCUCUUCACAGACGUAGCUGAAAUUCAGCUACCCGCCGAUUUCCAAGGUACUGAGGAAGAAGCACAGCUUUUGCGCAACAACAUCAGACAACAGCGACUGGAAGCCGAUGGCGUUGAAUCGGCACUUACUCGUUGGCGCACAGAGAAUGCCAAGAGACAAAAAGCAGGCCUGAAUGCCCCGUCCGAGGAAAAGCGCCUCAACUUUGUCCUAAGUCAAUGGCACACGGAUCUUGUGGCAAGAAUCAAACAGGAAUUGGAACUUGUCGAAGAGGCACUGGCGAACCCAAUUACAAGCAUUGAGCAGCGUGAUCGUUGUGAUUAUGGCGUAUACCUUCAAUCGCUCGAUGCUGAUCGAUUGGCUGCACUCACCAUUAUUACAGUCAUGGCCGUGUUCAGCCGCACGGGAAUGGACAAAGGAAUCAAGCUUUCUGCUAUCGCCACGAGCCUUGGAAAAGAACUGCAAGACGAAUUGAUCGCCAAAAGGGUCAUAGCAAAAAGCAAGGGUGUAAACCCAAUCCGCCUUAAGGCCCUGAAGGAGACUCUCGCAAACCGCAAGACCAAGGAUGGCCGCAUGCGAUGGAAGAACCUUGUUGAAAAAGCCAACGAAGAAGAGUCACACGUUCACUGGGGCUCCCGUGUACAAGUCAGAGUUGGUGCAAGUCUCAUGAGCAUGCUCUUCGAUGCCGCUAAAAUCUCCGUCUGGACCGAGGACGCUGUUACCAAGAAGAAAGUUCGCACUACGCCACCAGCCUUCCAACACGCUUAUCAAAUUCACUAUGGAAAACGCUCGGGUCUUAUCCAUAUGCACCCUGAAAUUGUCAAAAUCGUGACAAAAGAGCCUGCUUCUGAAUUGUUGGCCCGCCACCUCCCCAUGGUCACCAAACCAAAGCCGUGGAUUGGACCAAGGAACGGUGGUUACACAGUCUAUGAAAGCAGCCUGGUGCGCAGUACUGCCGGUGAAAUCUUACAACCGGCUUACAUCAAAGCCGCUAUGAAGGACGAUGGCAUGAAGGAUAUUCGAGCUGGUCUUGAUGUUCUUGGAAGUACUGCCUGGAGAAUCAACCGGCCCGUCUUCGAUGUAAUGGUUCAAGCUUGGAACACUGGAGACGCUGUGGGAAAAAUUGCUCCCCUGGACCCAGAACUGCCAAUGCCGUCACAGCCAAGUUCGGAUGCCUCCCCUGCAGAACAGCAACAAUGGAGUCGACGGGUGCGAGAAAUCGAGAACCUUCGUUCUGGAUACCACUCUAUUCGCUGUUUCCAGAAUUUCCAACUCGAAAUCGCCAGAGCCUACCGAAGCGAGGUCUUCUACUUACCUCAUAACAUGGACUUCCGAGGCAGAGCAUACCCUCUUCCUCCCUAUCUGAACCAGAUGGGAGCUGACAACUGCAGAGGGUUACUGCUUUUCGAUACAGGCAAAGAACUCGGUGUAAGUGGCUUGCGCUGGUUGAAGAUUCAGGUUGCAAACUUGAGUGGCUUUGAUAAGGCCAGUAUGUCUGAACGAGAGCAAUACACCAUGGACAAAUUGGAUGAUGUUCUGGACUCCGCCAACAACGGUCUCAACGGACGCAAAUGGUGGCUCAAAGCAGAGGAUCCAUGGCAGUGUCUGGCUGCCUGUGUUGAAUUGCGCAACGCCUUGGAACUAUCUGACCCCACUAAAUAUGUGUCUCAUCUUCCCAUCCAUCAGGAUGGUUCCUGCAAUGGUCUUCAACACUACGCUGCCCUGGGUGGUGACAAGGCCGGUGCUCAACAAGUCAACCUUGAGCCCUCAGAUCGCCCGUCAGAUGUUUAUUCCGGCGUAUGUGACUUUGUCAACGAGAGUAUUACGCAGGACGCGGCCAAUGGCAAUGAUUUAGCCAAGGUUCUCGAUGGCAGAGUGACAAGAAAGAUCGUGAAGCAGACAGUUAUGACCAAUGUAUACGGCGUGACUUUCAUGGGAGCGACAAGACAAGUGAAAAAGCAGCUUAUCGACUACUUACCAGACCUGUCUGGCCAAGAAAGGAUCCAGGCGUCUAUUUAUAUCGCCCAGAAAAUUUUCGGCGCUCUUGGCAGCAUGUUCAAUGGAGCUCACGACAUUCAAUAUUGGCUCGGCGACUCUGCGCUCCGCAUCACACAGUCCUUAACACCGGAGCAAAUCGAACAACUCACUGAGCAAGUGUUGACACACAAGGCCAACACCGGCUCUGCUACUCCCAGAGCCCUCGACCCCGAGAAGUCUUUCCAGUCGACUGUCAUCUGGACCACUCCGCUGGGUCUUCCAGUUGUCCAGCCAUACCGAACUCGGAAGGCUCGCCGUGUGCAAACUACCUUGCAAGAAAUCAGUAUCAUGGAUCCAAGUGUCGAUGAUGUUGUCUCCAAGCGCAAGCAGCUUCAAGCUUUCCCGCCUAACUUCAUUCAUUCACUCGAUGCCACGCACAUGAUUUUGUCUGCCAACGCUUGCCACGAAGCAGGCCUGACCUUCUCCGCCGUCCAUGAUUCCUUCUGGACCCAUGCCGGUGAUGUCGACCAGAUGAAUGAAAUGCUUCGAGAUGCUUUUGUUCGCAUGCACAGUGACGAUAUUAUUGGCCGUCUCGCAUCCGAGUUCAAGGUGCGAUAUGGCAAGAACUUGUUCCUUGCCAGAGUUCCUUUGACCGGCAAGCACGGCAAAGCAAUUCGCGCUCUGCGGAAGGGCGGUAAGAGCUCUAAACUCGCCGAGCUGAUUCAAGAGCAACGACGACAGACUCUUCUUAGGUCCGACGACCCCGAAGACCAGGCGGAAGGUCGUGCUAUGGUCACCCCCGCCAGCGUGUUUGAAGAGAUGGGUGGCACAGACGAAGACCUGUCCAUGACCAAAUCAUUGGGUGCAACCGCAAUGGGCCAUGUGCCCGAGAACCUUGAAUCCGCAGAGCGUGCGCCUAUGUUAGACGGAAUCGAUACCGCCGAUCCGGCCAUCCAGGGUCUGAUUGGAAACAUGGACUUGCCCGACGGCAAGCUUCUUGACGACGAACCAGAGCCUGUGCUAGAAACCACGGACAAGCCUGCUCCCGCUAAGAAACAAUCAUCCCGCGCCGCGACAACUUGGAUGUGGGUUCCGCUGAGAUUCCGCUCAGUCCCUAAGAAGGGAGACUGGGAUUUGACUCGCAUUCGCGAAAGCAAGUACUUCUUCUCUUGA
Molecule: messenger RNA, 4101 nt
Organism: Penicillium nucicola
Lineage: Eukaryota; Fungi; Ascomycota; Eurotiomycetes; Eurotiales; Aspergillaceae
Product: DNA-directed RNA polymerase
Exons: 2
Coding region: 1-4101 (1366 amino acids)
Biological process (GO): mitochondrial transcription
Cellular component (GO): mitochondrial DNA-directed RNA polymerase complex
Molecular function (GO): mitochondrial promoter sequence-specific DNA binding; DNA-directed RNA polymerase activity
Source: RefSeq, a predicted model, not a curated record